AUGACUGCUACCGCUGCAACCCAGGAAGAGCUGCUUCUGCACUCCAAGUCAACGCCCCGAGUUAGAAUCAGAGCGAAGGGAGUAUCCAACCGCACGCCCCCAGAAGAGACCAAGGACUGUAUUGAGGUUGCCGGAAACUGCACACCUAUGGCUUCUCGUAAGCGCGCACCGGUGAACUGGAGUCCAAGAAGUUCAGACCAAACCGCGGACAACAUCACAGUGAAUCCCCAAAGCCUCGGCGCAUCGCAGACUUUUGCUGCACCUCGACCUCCGACUGUAUCGCGAGCUCUUGCCGCACCCCAGCCCUUUGCUGUACAGCAACUUCAUGCUGCAUCACAGCGAGAUGCCGAUAGUCCCAUCUAUGACCUUACGGCACUUCCCCAGCCAGCUCAUUUUCCAGUCGGCACACAGCCGUCCAGCAGACCACCCUAUGAUCUCUCACCUAACGCACUGGCUAGUAACCAGAAUCGUUGGGGUCGACGCCAAAACUCCAAGCAGAAUAAACAAGAUGCGUCGAAGGCUCCAAAGGUUGCCCAGGUGUCCAAGAAGUCUACCACUCAACUCAAGCCGACUAGGAAACAUGAUCGCAAUGGUAUAAACAACGAAGACUCUACCGAACAUCGCUUCAUCACCACCAAUCUUGCAAGCCAGCAGAUCCCCUCAUUCGAUCCGCAAUCUAUCACCCGACGCCCUCCAGCAAUAAGCCCAUCUCAAAUGUCGGACCCAGACAUAUACCUCAGCUACCAGAUUAACAUGAGUCGGCAUCUGGCGUAUAAUGGCGUACCCGGACCAUAUCUCAUCGGCCACUUCCUCUGCGACCUCCACCUUCCAAGCACACAGCUUGUUAAGCUUGCUGUUCGUGAGGUUGAUCCUCAGGGUGAAGCAUACUGGCGACACCUAAUAACAGGAGCUCGUCUAGAGCCUGGAGAUGAAUCAACGAUCGCAGGCAAGCCCGUGGCACUGAGCAAUGGAUCGUUCCAGUGGCUCGAGGAUGAACGUGGUCGAAUGAUCAAACCCAAGUGGAGGUUCAUUCAGCCUCCGAAAAGCGAGAAAGUCGAAGUACCCCAAACUCCCCAGAUUCUUAGGACCAGGGACCGGGGUCAGCAGCAGCAAGUCGACCAAGUCUAUCCUGGACUUAGGCCUGGUUGUAAUCCUCGGUUGUCUUCCUAG
Molecule: messenger RNA, 1170 nt
Organism: Fusarium coffeatum
Lineage: Eukaryota; Fungi; Ascomycota; Sordariomycetes; Hypocreales; Nectriaceae
Exons: 2
Coding region: 1-1170 (389 amino acids)
Source: RefSeq, a predicted model, not a curated record